AUGAUGACUGAUCGACGGACAACGGGCACCGACAGUCAACCAGAGAGUCAACUCGACCAAUCGUGUCACGGAGCAGAGGUGUGCGAGGCGAUGACGGCCUGUCCUCUCGCUGCUCAAACGCGUAAGCAUCGCACGUCAUCUUCGUUGAAGCACGUGCCAAUGAAGUGGCUACCUCCGCCACGAGGAUGUGCCACGUGUUCCGAUGACGCGAUCGAGGAGGAAUUCUUGAACGGGAAUCUCACAAUCAGCAAACUGAAGGAAUGA
This is a messenger RNA of Soboliphyme baturini, 264 nucleotides long. NCBI's taxonomy places the organism in Eukaryota, Metazoa, Nematoda, Enoplea, Dioctophymatida, Soboliphymatidae. The record is from the annotation of a GenBank genome assembly.